AUGGGUUAUCGCAUCUCCCAUAUAGGUCCAGCGAACAGUACCGGGUGCCGCGCCCGGCGGUCGGGGCGGCACGCGCGAGUGCCGUUCACGGCUGCGCAGGCGGCGGCGCUGGAGGCCGCGUACUCGCGCGCUCCGUACCUCGCGCCGCCCGCUCUGCGCGCCCUUGCCGCCGCGCUGCAACUCCGUGACGACAGAAUAAAAAUUUGGUUUCAAAACAGGCGUGCUAGAGAAAGAAGAGAGAAAUGCGCGACGAUAACGCCACCUCAAGCUGUGACGUUACCUCCGACGACCAUGUCGCAAGGUGCUGUGAUUUCCCCAAACUCAUUCAUGCGUCAAUCUAAUGAUGCCUUGAGUACUCCGGAGGACUUAUCAACCUCAACCCUGAGUCUUACGUCAUAUUAUAAUCACAAUGGAUCUUUUAGUGACGGGUCCGAUGACGACAGGAACACUGAAAACAGACCUGAGACUCCUUUAGAUAUUGAGACCGUAGAAGAUGAAAUAUAAAUUAUAAAUAAAUUAAUAGUAUAUUAUGUUCAU
Molecule: messenger RNA, 537 nt
Organism: Pectinophora gossypiella (pink bollworm)
Lineage: Eukaryota; Metazoa; Arthropoda; Insecta; Lepidoptera; Gelechiidae
Product: homeobox protein zampogna-like
Exons: 3
Coding region: 1-504 (167 amino acids)
Biological process (GO): regulation of DNA-templated transcription
Molecular function (GO): DNA-binding transcription factor activity, RNA polymerase II-specific; DNA binding
Source: RefSeq, a predicted model, not a curated record